This is a messenger RNA of Phyllostomus hastatus (greater spear-nosed bat), 1568 nucleotides long. RefSeq names its product VIP peptides-like. Gene Ontology annotation, molecular function: neuropeptide hormone activity; peptide hormone receptor binding. The coding region runs from base 176 to 676 and encodes 166 amino acids. Gene Ontology annotation, biological process: positive regulation of protein catabolic process; phospholipase C-activating G protein-coupled receptor signaling pathway; learning or memory. Gene Ontology annotation, cellular component: extracellular region; perikaryon; neuron projection. The record is from RefSeq and is a predicted model, not a curated record. The transcript has 7 exons. NCBI's taxonomy places the organism in Eukaryota, Metazoa, Chordata, Mammalia, Chiroptera, Phyllostomidae.
GCGAAAAGCAGCUGCUGGUGACAAUACCCAACCCUGAACCAGUAUCAAGUUCUGGUUCAGCUCUAAGGACAGAGAACUUGUGGAGACACUCCGGGCCUCACAGGACUUCAGCACCUGAGACAGCUCCAGCAUUCUGAAGAACAGAAGGCUCACGGGGAGCACUCCCAGGCAAGAGAUGGAAACCAAGAGGAACCACCAGCUCCUCCUGCUCCUGACCCUUUGCAGCAUGCUCUUCUCACAAACAGUGGCGUGGCUUCCUUUGGGAGACCCUUCUGCUGUAGGAAUACCCUAUGAAGGAGCAAAUGAACCUGAUCAAGUUUCAUUAAAAUCAGACACUGACAUCUUGGAAAACGCAUUAGCUGAAAAUGACACACCUUAUUAUGAUGCAUCCAGGAAUGCCAGACAUGCUGAUGCAGUUUUCACCAAUGACUAUAGUAGACUCUUGGGUCAAAUUUCUGCCAAAAAAUACCUUGAGUCUCUUAUUGGAAAACGAUUUCGCAAUGACAUCUUGGAAGACCAGGUGCCAAUCAAACGCCACUCGGAUGCGGUCUUCACUGACAACUACACCCGCCUUCGAAAACAAAUGGCGGUGAAGAAAUAUUUGAACUCAAUUCUCAAUGGGAAGAGAAGCACUGAGGGAGAAUUGCCUGACUUUCUUGAGGAGCUAGAAAAAUGAUGAAAAGGGUCUUUGAGGAAAGCUGGCAACAACUUCCCAGUGAAUUCUUGAAGCAAAAUGAUAAAUGGAGCAAUUAUGUUUUGAGUUCUACAUAAGUAAUUCAAGCAAACAUCUUCAAUAUCAAAACCAAAUAAAGUGCUGUGUUGUGAAAGUUGUGAUUUAUUUUAAGCUAAUGUAAUAACUGUGUUGCUUACGUUACAAAUAUUAUUUGAGAGAUCUUAAACUUGUCUUUAACUCGUGAAAAUCCUGUAAUUUCAUAUGCUGUAUAUCCUUUAUAACACAAAUAUAUUUAAUGAUAAGAAAAUACUAGGCUAAUUCUAAUUAUGUGAGGCUUUUUGGAAGGGUGGUAAUAGAGCAAAUUGAUGUGUUUAUUUAUAGAGCUUCUUUAAAUAUUCAGAAGAGUGGAACAGAUGAUCAGUGUGUCCAAAUUUGAACGUUAAGCGGAUAGAAUGCUGUGUUAAAUAAACCUCAUAAUGUCUAAGAGAAUACUAACCAAGAUAAAAAGUCAUUCUUCAAAAAACAGAUUUUUUAAAAUGUUAUGUGAUUCCACAUGUUUAGGCAGCCUUCAUUUUGAAUGGGAUUAAAAACCUCACAAGUUUGUCUCUCUAACUGCCUGAGGCUCUCUUCUGACCUAUUGUUUCAAUGAAGGAGAAGGGUCUCUCCUUUGGACAUUGGACCUGGGCUUUAUGCUUGUGGAAAGUAUGUGUAGAAUGUAAACUGAGGGGAACAUUUGUUUUUCAGAGAUAGAUAUUUUUUCCAUAAUCAUUCAAAUAAUGCUUUGGUCACACCAGCUUCUAUCAGUGCGAGUACAUUUGGAGACACCACUAUUUUUCCAAAAUGGUUGUAAAAAAUUAAAUGGAAAAUAAAGAUGUUUGAUUAUCAUUGCACACAA